Branchiostoma floridae (Florida lancelet) is the source of this 1514-nucleotide messenger RNA. RefSeq lists its product as uncharacterized. Lineage: Eukaryota; Metazoa; Chordata; Leptocardii; Amphioxiformes; Branchiostomatidae. Bases 133 to 1056 code for a protein of 307 amino acids. The record is from RefSeq and is a predicted model, not a curated record. The transcript has 6 exons.
CAUUUUAUUUCACCGGCCAAUCAGACAGCAGUUCACAACAGGGAGUGGUGUUGUAGCGUGGUGCGGGCGGUGUUCUUAACACUGACGCUAAGACUUCGCUCAUUCAGUUGGACGGUCUCCCAAGAAACAAGCAUGACGCAGGCAUUUCAAGACUUCUUGAAGACGGUGGUCAUCGCCAAAGAUGACUUGGAUUUUGGGAAGGUGGUGACGCUCACCUGUACCGAGACUGUUGAUGUGACACCGGAAGUGUACUGGUCGGCAUUUGAUGACUACUUCCGGUUGCAGUCAUAUGUUGGGAUGCACGAAAAUACCAAAACAAUCAAGGGUGAUGGCGGUGUAGGAACGGUCAUAGAGUUCGACUUCAUGGGCGGGAAGACAAAAGAAGAACUUGUGGAGAAAGAUGACGCCACAAAGACUUGGACCAUCGAAAUGCUGGGCUCCAACCCCAUGUUUACUAGCUACAAAGCUACGGUCAAGGUGGAGGAGGACACAAAAGAAACAGCCAAAGUGACCAUGACAGUUGUAGCGACGUCUGCCAUCGAAGAUGCUGAGAAAAGAAAGUCACAACUUGCCUUCACCAAGUACAUGUUGCGCAACCGCAUCACAGAGGUUCUCUGCCUCCUUGCAGACAAUGGCGGCAACGUCUUAGACUUCGAGAUCGACGUGGACUGCACCUUUAAGAAGAUGUGGGACGCCGUGGACGACUGGAGCGGCUGCUCCUGGGUGUGCCAGGCCACGGGCGCAGAGGCCUGCCCCCUACCGGAGAAGCACGACCUGCGCAGGAAGGUGUUCUUCGGCGACAGGGCCCUGGACGAACGCCUGGUGACCGUGACUGACAACCCACCCAGCCUGACCUAUGAACUCGGGAAGAGUGACGUCAUGAAGACGCUGUUUUACCGCGGAAAGGUGGCGCUGGAGAAGAUCAGUGACCAGAAGACAAAGGUCAAGUACACCGCUAUCUUCCUGCCGCAGGCUGGAGUCGACGCCAAGGCCGGCAUCAAGCCGCUCAUGGAUUAUCGUCUGCAGUUUAUCAAGAACAAAUUCCAGGAAAAAUAGAAAUGAUAGAUUUACCGAAAUCUAGAAACCAAUAACGUUACGGUUAUAUUUUUUAACCUCCUUGGUUAUACAUUAUACUCCAACCAGAUGUUGGGAGGUAAAAUCGAUUCGUUUUUCCUAGCUACUCGUUUCUGUAGGGAGUUUGUAACAGAAAAGGACAGUCAUAAAAACGUAAUGAUCUUGCCUCAUAACAUGUGCUUGGAGAUUAAUGCCUACCCAGUAACGAUAGUUGGGCAGCGCUUGAACCCACUGUUACAUAGUUGGCAAUAAAUGCAGCACACUGAGAGUGUUAAAAAGGCUAUAAGCCCCGCUCCUGAGACGUCACCAAAAAGCAUACCUAUGAUUUUAGUAACUUGCUCAAAACGGACAUGUGAUGUUGUCAUGAAUCGCUGUCAUGAUGUUAAAUGCUACCCACAGGGACAGGGUGCUCAAUAAAGAAACCGCACAUGCAGAUCUUC